AGCCGGCGCAGCCGUUCUACUCGUAGUUUGCUCAAUAGAUCAAACAUGAAGCUGCUGACGUUCCUCGCGGCUGCUACAUGUGUCGGAGCAGUCCGCACGUCGCUUGAGGAGCUGCAGGCAUUCUUCCGGCAGCGUGCCGAGCUGGAUGCGAACCGGUCCUCCACGCUGGAGAUGUCCACUACCCGGAAGAAGAAGGAGGAGCCCAAGGAGUGCCAUGAGAUCGUGGGCGGAGCUGAGAAGCGAGAGAGGUGGCACAUGUUUGGUGGCGACUGCAAGUGCCCAAACGAGCACGUGGUAGCUGGGAAGUCCUGGGAGUGCGGUGACGCGUUGGGCCAUCGGCACUUCUCCAACAAGCUAGCGCCGUCCAGCUGCACCUGCCAGCCCACCACCAAAUGUGAAAGCAUGGCGCAAGGUGCAGUGGAGCGAAACUCUCACAGCAAGAACCCGGACAGGCCGUGCAAGUGCGCGGACAAGGACUCUGUCCUGGAGGGGAAGUCGGAAGAGUGCGCCCUCUUCAUCGGAGAGCGCCACUUCCCAAACACGCUGAGACCGCAGGAGUGCUACUGCCACCAAUCGAACCUGGUAGAGCACGACUGUGAGGAGAUCGCCCAAGGAGCUACACAGAUCGACAAGAAGAGUGCCAGGUGCAAGUGCCCGGAGGACACCUUCAUUGGCGGCGAAGCGCAGCAGUGCAAGGACUUCUAUGGUGCUCAUAUCUUCCCCAAGAGGCUGAAGCCGGGGCUGUGCCAGUGCACUGCCAACGUGCGGAAGCCGGGCUCUUCGGGCGGCAGAUUGCAGCUGGGAGUCCUUCCAUUCCUGCUGCUGGCUGGGAUGAUAUGGUGAAAGUGACUUGCUUCACUUCCUGGUAGCACUUUCCGAUCGCAUGGGCGGCAA
Effrenium voratum is the source of this 894-nucleotide messenger RNA. The record is from the annotation of a GenBank genome assembly. Lineage: Eukaryota; Dinophyceae; Suessiales; Symbiodiniaceae.